Molecule: messenger RNA, 1349 nt
Organism: Actinia tenebrosa (Australian red waratah sea anemone)
Lineage: Eukaryota; Metazoa; Cnidaria; Anthozoa; Actiniaria; Actiniidae
Product: angiogenic factor with G patch and FHA domains 1
Molecular function (GO): nucleic acid binding; protein binding
Source: RefSeq, a predicted model, not a curated record
CAUAAAACCAAAAUGGCGGACGAUUUGGUGUCUUUUCGUUUUCUCGUUUUAUAACCUUUUUUCUUUGACAAAAAUGGCGCAAAAAAGAUUUCAAAGACUCAUUUAGAUCGAAGGACAUUAUAUUUUUAGCUUAAAAUGGCUACAGACUCGCUGGGAGUUGACCAAGUUCAAAAAGAAAACCAAGCUCUUAAAAAGCAGGUUUCAGGGUUAAAAGCUGAACUGGAAAAUCUAAAGGAAGAAGUGAAAAGUUGCCAUAAAAAGUUGAAGAAGUUGGAAUAUGAGAAAGAAAAUGCAGAGGGACAUGUUAUCAACUCGAAGAGAGAUUUGGAUGCGCUUAGGAAAGAACUUUAUGAUGAGAGAAAAAAGUGGAAACAAGAGAAGGAAGAACUCUCUAAGGCUUGUUCUUAUGUAGGCCAAAGAGAGAGUAUUUCAACUGAGUCUGCACAAGAACUUUCAAACUCUUCAAACAGUUAUCUUAAUCCUUGUGAAAAUGAUUCAAAGGACAUAAAAGCCGUUCUUGAAGAGGCUGCAACUCAAGCCAUGAGUAAAAGUGGAUUUGUGUAUGACGACAGGACUGGUCUGUACUAUGACUGGAAUUGUGGGUUAUAUUAUGAUCCUAAUAGCUGUCUGUAUUACAACAACCAGACUGGAACAUAUUACUUCUAUGAUGAAGCAAGUAAAAGUUAUAAAUUCCACUCACAAGUUGAAUUACAUCCUGAAGAAAAUAAGAUUGAACAAAACAAUGACCAAUAUGAUAAGCCUCCAAAAAGGAAAAAGAAAAAGAAACCAAUGAAACGAAGAAUCAUUAAAGUUAAAUCAAGCUCUGAUGAGGAAUGCAGUUCUGGAGAAAUUAUUAGUACUGAUGAAGAUGAUGAUGAUGACAGGGACUUAGAAGAAGGAGAUGAUGAUGAUGAUGAUGAUGAUGCAAAUGAAGAGCAAGUACACAAGGUUGCACCAUGUAUAAGAGCUAUUGUAACAGAAUCGGACAAGUUGAAAAUUGGGACUUUAUUUAUUAUUACAUGUACUGGCGGAACCCUUGGAAGAGAAAAGGAUGUUGGACAUGGAAUAAGAAUACCUGAUGUAUCCAUUAGUAAGUAUCACUGUAGGAUAUCAUAUGAUCAAGAGAGGAGACAGUACUUCAUUACUGACUUGGGAAGUAAAAAUGGUUCUUUCUUGAAUGGGCAGCGACUUGGACAGGUAUGACAGUAUUAUAACCUAUGUAACAUUCAGGGGUGGUUCAUAAAUAUUUAUGUAUUGGGAGUUUUAAAACAACACCUUUUACAAACCUAAAAUUGUUUUGCCCAGCACCCCAGAAGUACAGAGUAAAUUAGUGGACCUCUCACAGCAUC